Molecule: messenger RNA, 2200 nt
Organism: Anopheles maculipalpis
Lineage: Eukaryota; Metazoa; Arthropoda; Insecta; Diptera; Culicidae
Gene: sip3
Product: E3 ubiquitin-protein ligase HRD1
Exons: 5
Coding region: 101-2200 (699 amino acids)
Cellular component (GO): cytoplasm
Source: RefSeq, a predicted model, not a curated record
ACGGCAGUUUCGGACACCGUGUUCCACCGGGUGGAGUCCGGUAGACAAGAUUAACAUAUUCUUCGAAACAAUCAGCCAGCUGGCUGAACACUGCGUCAAGAUGCGUACCCUCGGGCUGUCCGUGAUCAGCAUGUUGCUGACCGGGCUGGUAAUUGGCAAUGCGUACUACCAGAAGAAGCAGUUCUACCCGUCUGUUGUGUACAUUACGAAAUCUAACCCGAGCAUGGCUGUCAUAUACAUUCAGUCGCUCGUACUAGUUUUGAUGUUGGGCAAGCUGAUGAAGAAAAUCUUCCUCGGCACGCUACGUGCGGCCGAAUUCGAACAUCUGAUGGAGCGGUUCUGGUACGCGCUGACGGAAACCUGUCUCGCGUUUACAGUCUUUCGGGAUGAUUUCAAUCCGAAAUUUGUGGCACUAUUUACGGUGCUGCUAUUUUUGAAAUCCUUUCACUGGCUGGCAGAAGAUCGCGUCGAUUAUAUGGAACGUAGCCCCGUAAUUGGAUGGUUAUUCCACGUGCGGGUAGCCGGACUGCUGCUCUGCUUGGGCCUGUUCGAUUACGAGCUAAUAUCGUACGCAUACCAGUCCACCAUCGCCAAGGGCGUAACGGUCCAGCUUGUGUUUGGGUUCGAGUACGCGAUCCUAAUGACGAUGGUCAUUAACACCGCCAUAAAGUACAUCUUUCACGCUGCCGAACUGCGUUCGGACACACCGUGGGAAAACAAGGCGGUCUUUCUGCUGUACACCGAACUCAUCAUUGGUUUUACGCGCGUCGUACUUUACGUGGUGUUUGUCACUUUGAUGGUCAAAAUAUUCACCCUGCCAAUGUUUGCCUUCCGUCCGAUGUACUACACAAUGCGCAACUUCAAGAAGGCUUUGAACGACGUAAUUCUAUCGCGCCGCGCCAUCCGUAACAUGAACACACUCUAUCCGGACGCAACGCCCGAAGAGCUGCAAAUGUCGGACAACAUUUGCAUUAUCUGUCGCGAGGAUAUGGUGAGCAACUCGAAAAAGCUGCCGUGUGGUCACAUUUUCCACACGGCCUGUCUGCGCUCCUGGUUCCAGCGGCAACAAACGUGCCCGACCUGCCGGUUAAACAUACUGCGUACACCGAUUACGGCGGCCACCGCUCCUGCCAAUCCGGUGCCAAAUAAUAAUGGAAACGAUGCGAAUGCUAGCGCUGGUGGUGCUGCUGGCACCGCUGACACUAGCCGUCCGACGAUGGUGGCCGCGGGUGGAGGUGCUGCUGGUGUUGGCGGUACUGGCAGUGGUGGUGCUUUAGGUACAGGAGCCACAUUGCCUAAUGGUCUAACAGGAACGGGAACGAAUGCGCUACCACUGUUUCCUCCAGCGCCGAUGCUGCUGCCUCCAUUUCCCUUUGUCGGUAUGCCAUCGUACACGAUGCCCUUGCCACCGGUUCCUCCCUCGCUGGACACCCUUUCGGACGAGGAGGUUCGAGCGAUGGAAGGCAACGAAAGGCGCCAUAUUGAGGAACGUAUCAAGCAUCUGCAAAACAUACGCACCCUGCUCGAUGCGUCCGUUGCACUGAUGAACCAAUACGCAGCCAUCACGGCCCGACUACCACCGGAAGCAGUGGCCCAUUUGCAGCAACAGCAGCCACAAACAUCAUCGCAACCAAAUGUAUCGAAUACUGCUACCAUGGCUAGUAGUAGUAGUGAUACUGAUGCAAACAUUACUACAUCACCGGCACAAACAUUAUUGACCACCACCUCGGUAACGGAAUCGGCAGCGAGUGUUACUCCCAGCAGUAGUGUUGCUCCCGACUCCAGCAGUAAUAAACCUAGCAACAGUAAGGUUAGUGAUAGUGAUACCAAUAGAGUAAGCAACAGUAGUAGCAGUAGUAGUUCGGCGCUGUUGAGCCAACCGAAGCUAGAGGAUCUCGGACCGCUCAGCAGCGAUGAAGAUGAUCCAGCUUCAACGCACAGCAAGCGCAAGAAGGAACCAUUACCAAGCGAUAGCAAGGUUCUGCUAAUCACGCCCGAUCAGAUGCAGGACGCAGCAACAGCCACUUCCUCCAGAGUGUCCGAAACUUUGAAUGGGGUAGCCGCAUUAAAGCGACCCGAAAGUGCCGCCAUGAGUGAGCUGCGUCGUCGACGUUUGGAGAAGUUUGCCACGACAAGCACAACGGACCCAACGGCAAAUGGUAGUCAGCAGGAGCAGCAGCAGCAGCAGCAGCAGCAGUAG